UUCACUAUUUAGGGCUCUUCUUGACCUGUUAGGAUUUAAAGUCUUGCUCGGACGUUAUGAUAUGAUCUCUACACACAUUCAUUGCUUUUUGUGUUGUCCAUCAGGUGGCGGUGAAAUUUAUCCAAAAGACGGAACACAUGGAAUGCAUCAGCAUUCCUGGUCAUCCCGAACCCCUUCCCAAAGAAGUGGCUCUGACGAUCCUGGCCAGUAGAAAAGGUCCAGCGAUGGACAUCAUCAAGCUUCUGGACUGGCAGGACCAGCAGGACUUCUACGUCAUGGUCCUCGAGCGUUUCUCGCACUGCAUGGAUGUGUUCGACUUUGUGAAACACAACGGCGGCCGCAUUGAGGAGAAGUUUGCGCGGCACAUCAUGUGGUCGGCAACACUAGCCGCUGAUGCGUGCUGUCGCCGUGGAGUUUACCAUGGCGACAUCAAAUUGGAGAACCUGCUGAUAAACGUUAAGAGCCGCGACGUCACACUCAUCGACUUUGGAUGCAGCGAUCUCCUGACAGAAUCUCCCUACACGACUUACUCUGGCACAGAUUCGUACUGCCCUCCCGAGUACAGAAUGAAGGGCGAGUUUCACGGAAAGCCGGCGACGGUGUGGUCUCUGGGGAUCCUGUUGUUCAGAAUGCUGUGUGGAUACUUUCCAGAUACUUCCGACUUCUACAGGACCAAUAUGAACACCUGGUACAAAUCCAGCUUGACAGAGGAAUGCUGUGAUUUGAUCUGCUCACUUCUGCAGCAGAAGCCGGAGCGUCGGCUUGAUCUGGACAGGAUUAUUCAACACAACUGGUUUUAGGUACUGAGCCACGAGCUAAACACUAUUUAAGAUGUAUUUUGAAAACCUCACCUGUUCUAAGUGUGAUGAAUUUAGCACCCUUAUUUCUGU
Molecule: messenger RNA, 890 nt
Organism: Rhinichthys klamathensis goyatoka
Lineage: Eukaryota; Metazoa; Chordata; Actinopteri; Cypriniformes; Leuciscidae
Product: serine/threonine-protein kinase pim-2-like
Exons: 4
Coding region: 138-800 (220 amino acids)
Biological process (GO): regulation of mitotic cell cycle; negative regulation of apoptotic process; protein autophosphorylation
Cellular component (GO): cytoplasm
Molecular function (GO): protein serine/threonine kinase activity; ATP binding
Source: RefSeq, a predicted model, not a curated record